Messenger RNA from Delphinapterus leucas (beluga whale), 6340 nucleotides. The record is from RefSeq and is a predicted model, not a curated record. Lineage: Eukaryota; Metazoa; Chordata; Mammalia; Artiodactyla; Monodontidae.
AAGCGAAGGAGGCGGCUGAGGCGGCUCCGGAGGUUCAGGACUCGGAGUCGGUGCCUCCAGGUGCCAUGGGCCGGGCUGGCCCGCGCUGAGGGCGACGCAGGGCGCUGAUAGGGACGCGGGGCUGGGCCAUGGCCGGCGCUCGGGCUGCCGCCGCCGCCUCGGCGGGGUCCUCGGCUUCUUCAGGCACCCCACAGCCGCAGGAGCCGGGGCUCGGGGAGCUGCUGGAGGAGUUCUCCCGGACUCAAUACCGGGCCAAGGACUGCAGCGGGACGGGAGGCUCUAAGGUUGAGCGCAUUGAGAAGAGGUGUCUGGAGCUGUUUGGCCGAGACUACUGUUACAGCGUGAUCCAAAAUGUGAAUGGGGAUAUCUGCGGCCACUACCCCCAGCACAUCGUGUUCCUGGAGUAUGAGAGUUCUGAGAAGGAGAAAGACACGUUUCAGAGCACCGUACAGGUGAGCAAGUUGCAGGACCUCGUCAACCGCAGCAAGACGGCCAGGUGCAGAGGACGUUUUGUCUGCCCAGUGAUCCUGUUCAAGGGCAAGCAUAUUUGCAGGUCGGCAACGCUGGCUGGAUGGGGGGAGCUGUAUGGACGCACUGGCUACAACUAUAUUUUCUCAGGGGGUGCAGACGACGCCUGGGCAGAUGCAGAGGAUGUCACGGAGGAGGACUGUGCGCUUCGAAGUUCCGACACGCAUCUUUUUGAUAAGGUCAGAGGGUAUGACAUCAAGCUGCUCCGGUACCUGUCAGUGAAAUACAUCUGUGACCUGAUGGUGGAGAACAAGAAGGUGAAGUUUGGCAUGAAUGUCACCUCCUCCGAGAAGGUGGACAAAGCCCAGCGCUAUGCCGACUUCACUCUCCUCUCCAUCCCGUAUCCAGGCUGUGAAUUUUUCAAGGAAUAUAAGGAUCGGGAUUACAUGGCUGAAGGGCUCAUUUUUAACUGGAAGCAGGACUACGUUGAUGCCCCUCUGAGCAUCCCCGACUUCCUGACUUGCUCUCUGAACAUUGACUGGAGCCAGUAUCAGAGUUGGGAUCUGGUGCAACAAACACAAAACUACCUGAAACUGCUGCUUUCCAUAAUUAACAGUGACGAUGACAGCGGACUGCUAGUACACUGUAUCUCAGGCUGGGACCGGACGCCCCUCUUCAUCUCUCUCCUGCGCCUUUCCUUGUGGGCUGACGGGCUCAUCCACGCAUCCCUGAAGCCCGCUGAAAUCCUCUACCUAACGGUGGCCUACGACUGGUUCCUCUUCGGGCACAUGUUGGUAGAUCGACUCAGCAAAGGAGAGGAGAUUUUCUUCUUCUGCUUCAAUUUUUUGAAGCAUAUCAUCUCUGAGGAAUUCUCUGCUCUGAAGAUACAGAGGAGGAAGAGUUUGCCAGCCCGGGAUGCAGGCUUCACUGUGGAAGAUAUCUGCAUGCUGAGACGGAAGGAUCGUGGCAGCACCACCAGCCUUGGCAGUGACUUCUCUCUGGUCAUGGAGAGCUCCCCAGGAGCCGCCGGGAGCUUCACCUAUGAGACCGUGGAGCUGGUCCCUGCAGGAGCACAGACUCAGGCAGCUUGGAGGAAGAGCCACUCAUCCUCUCCACAGAGUGUGCUCUGGAACCGGCCACAGCCCUCAGAGGACCGCCUGCCUUCCCACCAGGCACUGGUGGAAGCCAAGUCCUCCAGCUCCUCUUCCUCGAACCAUUCUGACAACUUUUUCAGGCUGGGUAGCAGUCCCCUGGAGGUCCCCAAGCCCAGCUUUCCUCAGGGCCCCUGUGGGCCUGCUGCGGCACUGUGUGACCCUUCCUCUUCUGGGCCGGAGCUCUUGCUCAUCGUCCCUGCCUCCUUUUCUGCCUGUGCAACAUCGCUGGACAACUGGGAAGGAAACCAGAAGAUUCCUCCUGUCCCCUGGGUCCUCCCUGGUCUUAACUGUCCAGCUGUUGGGGGCUCCCCCACUGAGGCAGCACCCCAUCAUACACCGUAGCUUUUCAUCAUACUCCCUUCUUCCUGACAAAAGAUCCUAGUUCCGAUCUCGUGGUCACUUCCCUCGGUCUCGCCACUGGUUAUCUGCCUGCACUGGGGGCUCAGAUGCUUAUGGCUGGUCCAGGAUGGUCCAGGAGGCUGAGGAGGAUUGGGGGUGUCCUCCUGAUCUCAUGGCCCUGUGAGCUGGGGCCUGGUGAAGGAGGCUGGAAUAACUGGGCCAAAAUGGGGCGCCUUGGAAAGGCGUGAGGUGGACUGCUGUGAGGUGUUUGAUGGCUCUGCUGGUUUAUUCUGGGAGUGCCUGCUUGUAGCCAGGCUGGGCUGGCCAGGUGACAAGGUUCUGGAUUGGCUGCUUGUUUGCCAGAGGAUUUGAAAGACUAGUUUAUUCAGAUUUGGAGCAUUCUAAUUAUAAUUACAUAUUUCCAUUAACAUUAAAAUUAGUUUAGUCUCUCUUAUCUUAAAGUGCCUGAGGGAUUCUGUCAUUAGCUUUCCUGCUUCUCUUAGGUAACAACAGCCAAUCAGCUUUUUAGUGCAGCAAAGGGAACUGUGUGGAAAGAAACCCUUUAGUAACGCUAUCUGUGACGGCCGAAAUUCCCCUUACAGUGUGAAUUCUCUGGGCUUCCUAUGCUCCACAUUCCCAAGUUCUACAAGAAUAUCUCUUUCAAGGUAGGACUUCCCUGUGAAAAGAAUUGGUGAAGCUUUGUUCAAAGCUAAGAACUACGUGUCAGAUUCAGAAGAAAGUUCUGUCCCCACCCCGUGCCCUUCACUGGCAGGACUGGUGGCCCUUUUGCAUCAUUAGCUGCUACUGCAGCAGCUUCUAACGGAGCUGCGUUUCUGGACCGUUGUUAAACCUCUCGCCACCUGCAGGGCUGGGGGCUGGGAAGAGGCAGGAGCAGUGCUCACGUGCCUCUCCAAGCCCUGGGCAGUAAAGCACCCUGCACCGUGUGUAGUCUUGGUCUCUGCUCCAGAGUCAGACGUCUUUAGGGAUGGGGGUUGCUAGCAUAACACUGUUGUGCCUGAGGAGGGAUGGUGCUACCACUGAGCCCAGCUGGAAGCCAAGCUGCCUGAAGAGCACAUGAACUUGGCUGAGGGACAUCCAGCGGCCUGGUUGCUUAGCUAAGUGACAACAUAGGUGCCAACUCUGCUGCCCAGAUAGCUGCUCUUUCCCCAUCCUUCACCACCUACUAACUGCUUGUUAUGAGCAAUGAGCUCUGUCCCCGGCUAUGUUUAAUGAGGCUGAGAAACCGGAUUGCUUUCUGUAACACAUAGGGUUCCUGUCUUAACGUUUGAUGUGUUCUCCCAUGGGGCCACAGCUUCAGACUAGAGAUGAGCGGUGAGAAGCCUAAAGGCAUUGCCAGCUUGAGACCCAUAAGAGAAAACUUAGAGCCCCAAAAGACUUCUCCUUGGGCUGCUGCAGGAAAGCAGAGGUCCCUGGUUCACACAAACACACACACCCGCACAAACAGACACACAGACACACACAUACCCCAAUGCCUGAAGUCCAGGCUGAGGGAAACUGAUGACUUCAAAUCUGAUGAAUCUUGUCCUAGCCGUUUUUGAAGUCACUUGUUCCGAGGAGUCAGGCCCUUGUUGAACCGAAGGAUUCUUCCCUAAGGCCCCAUUCCUGGAGGCGUUCACUUGGGCAGAGGCUGUGGGACCAUCACCUGGAGGCUUGGUAGUGGUGGGGGGUAGGUACAAAUUAGGUGACAUUCAAGCUCUCUGAAAGGCUAGGAUUCUGGGUCUUGGCUCAAAUGUUCGUUCCCUGCAUGACUUCAGACAUGUCACUUGAUAGCUUUGGGUUUCUUUUUUCUCAUCAGAGGCUUAAAUGGGCAACUAACUGCCCAGGUCCUUCCUAGCUGUGAACCUUCAAGCCCUCUCUGUGAGCUGUCAGAUCAGGUGCUUUUAGAUGCAAGUAACAGAAAAUCCAUCUCAAAAGAGUUUAAACAAUAAAUGAAAACGGUUGGUUUACGUUGGAAAAAUGCAGCCUUCAGGCGCAGCUUCCUCAAGGUUCCAACUCCGUUUCCCUAUGGUUCUUUCUCCUUGCCUCUUUCUACAUGCUAGCUUUGUCUUCUGGCCAGCUUCCCUAAUGCUGGCUAGCUACUCCAUGUGCUUCCUUUCUCACAUCCAGGGACCACGUGAAGGCCUCUUUUCCAACCAUAGAUCAGAAACUCUGUGCUUUAUUCCAGUUGGAAGUUGGAGGUGUCCAUCCCCGAGCCAGUCCCUGAGGCCUCCACCAUCUCUUAUCAGGAAGGAAGAUCGGUGUGCUAUGCGGCUAGCAUGGGUUUUGGUCAGACGGGGUUUCAGUCCCAGCUUUGCCACUUCUAGCUGUGUGACUUGGAAAAGACACUUCCCUUCUGAGCUCAGUCUUUUUUAUCCCGUCUUUAAAGUGGGAGUAAUGAUCCUGGUCUCCAUAAGUUUGCGUUUAAGUGAGAUAAUGGAGCAAAAUACCUGGCACAUAGUAAUACUCAUCCUUUCCAUGAGUACUGGAAAUGCUCAGUAAACUGUAGUUGUGGUUAAGACCCGUCCUUAUCAGUCUCAUUUCUGAAGGACUAUGGGCUGUGUCAGGGCACUGGGCAGCUAGGUAAAAGGCCAGAUCAGGUACCUCAGGCCAGACCUCUUUCUCCUCGCCUCAGCUGUGUGGCUUGGGCCAGCUCUGCUUGUGUGGGUACUCCUGUACCCCCUUCCAAAAGGACCAGCUAAAACACACUUGCCUGAGCUGGCCCACAGCAGGGGUCUGGCAGGUGUGGGGCAGGGUGGGGCCAUUUAGCUCUCUUGGUGCUGUGAACAGGGGCUUAGGCCAUACCCGUCUAAGGGAGUGAAAUGUUGCCAAGAAGCCAGCCUCCUGGGCAGAGGUCUGGGCCCUGGGGAUGUGGAUGGAUGACCUUGGAAGCACUGUCAGCCCCUCAGUUGUCCAGUUUGAGGGCGGCUUGGCCCCGUGUGCCCUCCAGUCCUUUAGAUAGAUCGGUGGAGGUAGAUGCUGUGUUUGCACUCGAGUAAGGGUAUAGGGCAGAAGAGCAUGGGGUUUUUAUUAAGGCUGGUUGCGUUACCUGUGUACUGAGGCUAACUUGAAAGUUUUCCUUCCUUCUUUCACUCGGCAGGUGCAGGUGCUUCCUUCUCGUGACUGUUCCCUGUCAUCUUUAGGUGCCCCCUCUAGCCAGCUACUCCAGAUGUGCACUUACGAGGACCUCUUUGCUUAGCACAGCCCCUUGCUCUCAAACCCAGGAACGCAACGGUUGCUUUGCAACCCUUUCCUUGACAAAAGCCUCAAAUACGAAGAUUCAUUUGGAGCCUGUGUGCUCACUCUUGAAAAAGAUGCAAAAGAUGGUUGGCUGCUUGCUGAGAUUCCUUUGUGACCCCUGGGAUCAUGCGCCCUGUUGCUGUCUGUGCUGCCUACUCCAUACUACAGCUGUCCCCGGGCUGCUUCAAGCAUGGCUCUUGCCUGGGGGUGCUACCUGCUGCACACGGGAAGUACAGGCAAGGGACUAGCCUAGGAGACCAAGAGCCCGUGCUGGGAACCUCUCUGUAACCAUAUUCCAUCUGUCAUUUUCCCAUUGGAAGUGUGAGUCUCUGAUAGCCCUGGGGAGUGGGGUUAGGAGCAUAAGAAACCCCCAUGUUCCCUGCCCCAUAAGUCCCUCAUCCUACCCAGCCUCCUCUACUUCACAUUACUUUCAUUCCCUCAACACUCUGCUGUUUAGCAAUUAUUUUCCCGAAAACGGGAAAAGAAACUCUGCCUUACCUUAAAGUUUGAGCAAGAGGUGAGAUGUGUGGAGCCAGGCUGCCCUCAAGAGGGGUUGCAUUGACUGAAGACUCCGGCAUGACCCAGGGGAAGCACAGGGCAGGCACCACACGGUGGCGUGUAGCUUGCUCUUGCACGUAGGCAGCGGUCUCUGAUUUACAGACAGUUAAGGAUCACCAGAGAUACAGUGUCUGGCCUGAACCCUACCAAGUUUCUCCACGUAGGAAGAAGGAAGCCCUGCUUUGUCAGUCACUCGGGCUUCCACCAGGUAGCAGACCAUGACCUGUCCUCAUCCCCAGUGCUGCUGUCAUACACCUUCCAGAGUAGAGCAGGAGCAAUGAAUAUGCCAAGUCUCUAUGUUGCAGGGUGGGUCCGAUUCAUGGCGGCUUUAACGUAGAAAGCUAGCUGUUUUCCCUGGUCUCAAGGUGGUUCUGUUGUACAGCAAAUCUGUAAUCAAUCUUGGCUUUAAAAAUCUAUUCUUGCACUCUGUAGCUGUGGAACCUUGGGUGAGUGUCCUUACCUGUCUGGGCUGCCAUUUUCCUUCCUCUAAGAAGGAGAUGAGGGCUUCCCUGGUGGCGCAGUGGUUGGGAGUCCACCUGCUGAUGCAGGGAACACGGGUUCGUGCCCCGGUCCGGGAGGAUCCC